AUGGUGAAAGGGACGCGCGCUAAGGAAUUACAUCCGCAUUUGCGUCGCCGACUAUCGGAAACAGGAAGACAAUUGCUGCGUGAUGCACUGGCUGAAGACAGUGAUGCUAGAGAUGAUGAUUCUAUAGAUUACAGCAUUAUUUCGAAUUGUGGCGACUCGUCGAUUGAGUCGGAGCUUGAAGGUACAUUACAAUGGGAGCGGCAGCAACAGCUUGAGCUCAAUUCUAGCGACAAAAAUGAACGGAAGGAACGAAGUAAGAAGUGGAAGAAUACGAACGAGAUAGAGAAUGCGGACGAUGAUCUGGAAGGUGCUAUUGAGAAGCUGAAAGAGAAGAGAGACACAACAAAGAUCACAGCGCUCGAGAAAAUUCUUGCUAUGUUACGUGUUGAAGUUUUAAGCGACCGCAUUCAGAAGAUAAAGGUGACUUUAGCCCCGCAAAUACUCGGUUGUCUGAAAAGGCGAGCGAAAGAGUCGAGCAUCUUGGCACUUCGAGUGCUUAGUAUGGUUGCGAUUACGCUCGGUGCAAAUGAACAGAAGCUUUAUGAUGAUUUGUUGCAGCCUGUGCAAACAAUUUUCACCGAUAGAGAUGAUGAUGCAAUGCGUAUAGAAGCAGUGUAUGCUUUAAGUAUUGCCUGCUUUGUGAGUUGUUCGGACGAUGAGUCCAAGUGGGAGUUACUAGAGGUACUGGGCAAGUUUUUGGUGGCAGCGAAUGAUGCUGAAGAAGAUGGUUAUGAUGGAAAUGAGUUUUCAGAGACGCUUAUUGUUGCGGUAAUUAAGUGUUGGGCCUUUCUUGUCAGUAGCUUUCAGCCUUCAGUCAUUGUUGGUAAAGUUUAUAAUGCGCAGUCCAUUGUUUAUGGUCACGUAGCUGCAUUAGCUGACUUUGUUCGAAAUGGAAGAAAUAUCUCUGUCCGAUUGCCUGCGAGUGAGGCCUUGGCACUUAUCGUGCAGUUUAAAUACACUACUGCAGUCAGCUGGACCUACUCGAACGAACCAGCAAAUAGUGUCAUCAGCGGUCUUGAUACACGCAUUGAGAUGUUAAUGCAAGAGUCGGCAAAAAAGAUUGGCAAAAAGAAUCGAAAGUCUCAGCGUUCCGUUUUGAAAGACGUUUUGGAAACGCUGUAUACGGGAAACGGACCUUUUACGGAGCUGCAAGAUAGAAAUGAAACUCUCACGAUAUCAACAUGGAGUCGCUUUUUCCAAGCGCACGUAUUCUGUCGUGUGCUUGAGUCAGGCUUUCAGACUCAUCUUGUGAAAAAUGAAGUUUUGCGCGACAUUUUUGAGAUAAAAGCGCACGGAAAUGCUAAACUUGGGUUGGUGUCUACUGUGGAACGUCGUGCGGGCCUCAAGGCGAAGUCAGUGCACAAACGCAAUGACAUAUCCCGCAAAGACCAAGCACAGAAUGCAUUUUUGUUUGACCAGUAG
This is a messenger RNA of Plasmopara halstedii, 1422 nucleotides long. Its product is annotated as Interferon-related protein PC4 like. The record is from RefSeq and is a predicted model, not a curated record. The transcript has a single exon. NCBI's taxonomy places the organism in Eukaryota, Oomycota, Peronosporomycetes, Peronosporales, Peronosporaceae. Bases 1 to 1422 code for a protein of 473 amino acids.